GUAUACGUUUCGCCGGUUCAAGGGGAGCAGGCGCUUUGCUGGGUGCGGCAGGCUGCGCCGCGGUGCCCGGCGUCCACUCCCUCUCUCCAGGCUUUACCGUACCUUCCCUCCCUGCCGCCGACCUUUUCUCCCGUCUCCGCGCCCCCUGCUAACACGUUCAACCCCUGCCGGCAUCCCCUGCAACCCCUGUGUGAGCGCCUCGCACUGCGAGCUACCUCGUACCGCGUCGCGUCGCGACGCGACGCGACGCGACGAACCGAGGCGAACGGCCGCGGUGGAAUUCUCACUGUAAUAACGCACGCGUGGAAUUUCGUAAGCGGCAACAACGGGUUUGGCUCGCGUAUCCACGCACAUCUUCGAAAACAGUGGGACGGAUGGAUCACGGGGGAUGACGAAGACCGUGUUCCCCGUUGCCGUCGAGAUUGUAUUAUACAUGCGACGUCUCGCGCGGUCGCGAACUGCGAUCAGCCGAAACGUGAAUCGAGAUUGGAUUGAGAAGCAAAGGCCGUAUACAUUGGGCGAGAUAUUUCAAGAAUCUCUUUAUCGGAUCUUUGCUACCAGAGUCACACUAAAUGAUUGACCGAACUGAAUAAUGAUGAUGAUCGAACUGAAUAACAUUAAAUGAAAUAUAACGAAAAACACGCGUAAUGCGUUUUUUUUGCGAUAUGCGGUAUCGAGGAGAAGUUGCACUGAAGAGAUAUUUAAAAAGGAUAACGCGCUGAAAUGUUCACGCACAACAAUUUACGUCCGAUGCAAGCGAUCAGAUGCAAGGUGGUGGUUUUUACGUCGAGUUCGAGUCACUCAAGCAUGAAUCUGGCUACGACUUGGUGGCAGCCCCUGAGCGCAGUGCACGGCAGUUCGGGUUACUACCAACGAGAUUCCCACAGGCACGAUGGAUCGUUGCUAGACACGAGAGACCGUCUCUCGUGGAUGACACAAGGGGAAGGGCAGAUCGAAAGAUCGAUGCUUCGCGUUUCGAGGAAAGAAAUCCAGCAGAUUCUUCUGUACAAGAAGUCACACUCUUUCUCGUACGGCUAAUUCGACGAAAGCGGGCAGACUCUCAUCGAAGUUUUCUCUCGUGAGUGAGUGAGGACGACGCGACUGAUAAGAGCUGGAGACGAGAUGGAAUCCGUAUAGCUUCCGAUCCCGUUCGACUCGCCGGAAUUCCCGGCACGCGCGCAAUCUUCACGCCACCGCCGUGCCCUGUCCGCGAAUAUUACGUUGGAUUCAGGAUAAUACUAUAAGAAAAAUGAUAGCGAGACGAUGCUCGGCCGAGGCUGCGUGCCUCCGAUUGCCGCGAAUUCAUAGCUUUCGCAUGUAACGCGAAUCAAUCAACAAGCGGCAAUUGGCUCAAUUUUAGUCUUCCAUAUCCGAUAUCCGAUUCCUUUAUCCGAUACACUCGGAUUCCCUCGUCGCUACGGAAAGAGACGAUUAUACUUCUCCUGAAUAUUAUUGAGAAUUGUCGUAGCACUUUACGGACGUGCGUCCUCUCUCUCUCUCUCUCUCUCUCUCUCUCUCGCUCUCUCCCUGCAAAAUACAAUACUCGGCAUUGUAAUCAGCGGCGAUGUUUCUAAAGAGACGGCUCUAAACGCGUUUCAUCGAUCUCGCUUCUUGAAAUCGUCCGGCGAUUCUUCUUCUCACGGCGAGAGAUAACAUUGAAUUCGCACGUAAUGGAGAGGACUUGAGGUGAGCUUCCGAGAGAGGCAUUAUCGUGUGCUCGAUCCUCCCCCGGCUCGAGAUACUCGCGUCGCUUAAUAGACGCCCUAACGAAAAGGGAACCCUCUCACGCGUGUAGGUAGUAUCCUCAGCAGAUGCAAAUCGCCCCGUGGCAUAAGGGCCCCCCCCUUCCCGACGCGACGCAUAUCCCUCCCCCCUCAAUUUACCCCACGCCCAUUUAUCUCUCUUCUCGGCCCGCUCGCGUACCGAAUAUCGAAUUAUCGAUCUGCGGUCCACCCUCCGUGUCACCGGCCGUGUUCUCGCUCCCGGGAAUCUCGCCAUGGACUCAGAGAAGGAAAGGAAAAUAACGCGCGCGAGCGUUACACGACCGAGCCCGCGGACAAAAGUUCCGUUGGCCCCUAUAAAUCUGACGUGAUUUCAGCCGAGAUCGUCGUAAGCCAGAUCGAUUUCCAUCUACCAAUAAUAAUAAAGUGCGCAAACGCGCGAACAGAGCUGCCGAAUGCGAAAGAAACGCUUCCAAUCAAGAGGCACGGUGUAGUGCCUCGCGCCAAGUUCAAGCGCAACGAAGUUGCGCCCGAACGACGCGAGACACAACGUGCCUAUAUUACGCGAAACUGCGAGUUGAAAACGAGGUUCACGAGAGAUAUUCAUAUCUCAGCAAUGGUUAAACCGAUCGUCGAGGUUUUUUUCAGUCUCGAUCGAUUCGGCCUUAAAAAAAUAGGAAGAAAAGUGUC
Messenger RNA from Harpegnathos saltator (Jerdon's jumping ant), 2411 nucleotides. RefSeq lists its product as uncharacterized. The transcript is spliced from 4 exons. Lineage: Eukaryota; Metazoa; Arthropoda; Insecta; Hymenoptera; Formicidae. The record is from RefSeq and is a predicted model, not a curated record. The coding region runs from base 724 to 1038 and encodes 104 amino acids.